UUCGUUUCCAUUAUUGCUCCAGAAGUAAUUGAACAAUUGCAGUAGAAAACAAUAAGAUGCAAACUAUCAGUUUAAUAAUCGUAGUCCUUAUUGGACUUAUCUCUUGCUCCACCGCAUUGGUUCACUAUAUGAAACUAGAAAAGGGAGCAAAUGGCUGUAUUUUUGAAGGAACAGAAAUAGAAGUUGGUGGAACAGUGAAAGAUCCAAAUACAUGCGGAGUUUACGUUUGUCAGAAUAAAGAGGGCGAUUCUCUAAUACAUUAUUGUCAGAUUCCGGCUCCUUUCCAGCGUUGCAAAGAGUUGGGCAUAUCGACUGUCACGGAUUUUCCUCAAUGCUGCUGGAUGUGUGUCAAUUAUAUUACUUGCUGAGAGAAUCUU
Messenger RNA from Drosophila sulfurigaster albostrigata, 377 nucleotides. RefSeq lists its product as uncharacterized. The transcript is spliced from 3 exons. The coding region runs from base 57 to 368 and encodes 103 amino acids. The record is from RefSeq and is a predicted model, not a curated record. NCBI's taxonomy places the organism in Eukaryota, Metazoa, Arthropoda, Insecta, Diptera, Drosophilidae.